This is a messenger RNA of Rhincodon typus (whale shark), 485 nucleotides long. RefSeq names its product dynamin-1-like protein. The record is from RefSeq and is a predicted model, not a curated record. Gene Ontology annotation, cellular component: microtubule; cytoplasm; mitochondrion. The transcript has 3 exons. Gene Ontology annotation, biological process: mitochondrial fission; mitochondrial fragmentation involved in apoptotic process. Bases 141 to 485 code for a protein of 114 amino acids. NCBI's taxonomy places the organism in Eukaryota, Metazoa, Chordata, Chondrichthyes, Orectolobiformes, Rhincodontidae. Gene Ontology annotation, molecular function: GTP binding; GTPase activity; microtubule binding.
GCUUUGCGCGUGCGCGUUGAUUGGCGUUGGCGGCGAGCCCGGGAGGCGGCCAGUUCCUUCCCCCAACCCGUGGCUGGCAAUGGUGACAGUUUGAAGUGGGGCAACGGUCAGUCAGUGCGCUCUGCUAUCACUGAGGUGCGAUGGAGGCGCUGAUUCCCGUCAUUAACAAGCUGCAGGAGGUGUUUAACACGGUCGGGGCCGAUAUCAUCCAGCUGCCGCAAAUCGUGGUGGUGGGGACACAGAGCAGUGGAAAAAGCUCAGUACUGGAGAGUCUGGUGGGUAAGGACUUGCUCCCCAGAGGUACCGGUAUUGUCACUCGAAGGCCAUUAAUACUGCAGCUAGUGAAUGUUUCCCCUGAGGAGCAGCGGAAAGGAGCAGGAGAUGAUGAUGGAAUUGAUGCAGAAGAAUGGGGAAAGUUUCUUCACACAAAACACAAGGUAUGCACAUUGUUCACUAUUAGGUUAUUUCAUAUUGGAAAGGUUUAA